ACAUAUACGGUGAUUUCUAUUUACUAUACCAUUAUAGAUCUCUCGCCUCUCAAGUCAUUUUUCCAUUUCGAAAGAUAACAGCACACCACUUGCACGUGAUUCUGACUGAAAGGCAACACCAUGGCUGCCAACCUGAAAUUCUCAGGGAACCUGUCCACUUCCGACCCAAAGAACAAUGCUGUGUUGAUUGUCGGGCAACUGAAACACCUGAAGACCCUGAAAUAUGAACAUGUCUCUUGUAAGCUGCAGCCAAGAGUGAAUGAAGAGACAUUCCAAGCAGCAGUGAGCAGCCUCCAUCCAUCUCCGACAGACUCAUGUUCCAUGUGGCUGAACAACGCCACGGUAGCAUCUCUGCCCAUCAAGUGUAGCAGGCACAAUACACCUUCCCGAUCUCACUCCUUAUAUAAACUUGUCAAGUCGUGUUAUGCAGGCGGUGAUGAAUUUGUUGUGGUUGUUUGUGAGAAGAGAGACAUAUUUGCUCUCACCGGAGCAAUGGCUCGUACGCUGCCACUGUUCAAUGCCAAGAGUACUGCGCCCAGCAUAGGACGAACCGUAACUGUUGAGUUCCUCCUUGUUGGGGAGGAUAACAAGCCUCUCAGUAACUCCGAUCUGAGUUGUCUAGAAGCUUUGGCUCAUGGUGUGAGACUGACAGCCAAGAUUGUGGACAUGCCAUGUGCUGACAUGCACACGGACACUUUCAUUGAGGAAGUGCGUGCAGUGGGGAAGGAUUUGGGUAUAGUGCCUCGUGUGAUCCAGGGAGAAGAGUGCCUUGACAUGGGGCUUGGAGGUAUAUACAAUGUUGGUAAGGCAGCGGAGCAUGCCCCAGCCCUAUGUUACCUGAGCCACACCCCAGAUGGUGCCCAGAAAACUGUUGCUUGGGUCGGCAAGGGCAUCGUUUUUGACACUGGUGGCCUUUGCAUCAAAUCCAAGGUGGGGAUGUGUACCAUGAAGACAGACUGUGGUGGGGCUGCAGCAAUGUUGGGAGCCUUCUACCUUGCUGUUAAGAUGGGUUUUACAGAGAACUUGCACGUCUUAUUCUGCUUGGCUGAGAAUGCUGUCGGGCCGAAAGCCCUCCGCCCUGAUGAUAUCAUUACACUUUACUCAGGAAAAACUGUAGAAAUCAACAAUACAGAUGCUGAGGGACGUCUGGUUCUAGGAGAUGGGGUAGCCUUUGCAUCGAAGGACUUAAAGGCAGAUAUUGUGGUUGACAUGGCAACCCUGACUGGUGCACAGGGAAUAGCGUGUGGCAAGUACCACGCAGGUCUUGUGGCUAACAACGAGGACUGGGAGCAGGCAUGUGUGAAGGCUGGACAGGUGUCUGGAGAUCUCGUGCAUCCGGUGCCUUACUCACCGGAGCUUCACUUCCCAGAAUUCAGCAGUACAGUGGCUGACAUGAAGAACUCUGUUGCCGAUCGUGGCAAUGCACAGGUGUCCUGUGCAGGUCUCUUCAUUGGUUCCCACCUGGGCUUUGACUUUCCUGGAGUGUGGCUUCAUGUUGACAUGGCAGCACCAGCACAUAUCGGAGACAGGGCUACAGGCUAUGGACCAGCCCUGCUAAACAUCCUCUUUGGUGCAAAGUCUUCAAACCCCCUGCUCCAGGGGCUGGCCCCGCCAGGUGUUAUCUGGGAGCGAGAGUGUAUGGAGGUCGAGGAUGAUGUCCCCUCGCUAAAGAAGGUCAAACUGCAGCCAGAAUGAUACUGGACUGUAGCCACUAUGUUGGUGAACUGUUGCUGAAAUGAUGGUGGACUGUAGCCAUAAUGAUUGUGGACUGAAGCCUUUAAUUUAUUUGAUUGUGACCUAUAUUUCACAUAAAAAAAUUUAUACAGAUCAGAUUUAAUCAUAUAAUCAAAUUAUCAUCAAGACAAAUGUUACUGAAGUCUUUGUGGUUGAUGUACUUUAUUAGUCAGUUUUCAUAUUGAUUUUUUUUUCACACCUGUACAAAAUAUAUAAUAAUGUAUUCGUAAUUGAACAAAUAAAUGGUGUAACUUUGCACGUGACACAAACAUGAUUGUUUUGUCUCAACAAAUGAUACCAGUCUGUGAUUAUUUCUAUAUUUUCAUACUUCAUUUUAAUACUAUUUACUUUUGUGUUUUUCUCUGUUUUUCUAUUAACAGCUAUGGAAAUGAAAUUACUUUGUAAAAUGUUUCAAGUCACGGCAGUGUAAGAUUUAUUGAUGUUUCAAUUUAAUAAUGUGUAGUUUAAUUGUUUGUUAAUCAUCUAAUUAACACGAGAUCUGAAUAUUAUUUUAGUUAAUCAUAAACUGCAAUUUUUUAUUGUUCAAGUUGAAGUUAAUUAUUUAUGUUGCAAGAUAGAAUAUCAGAUUUAUAAUACAUAAAUUAAUUAAUGCUCUUGGAGGUUUUGACAGAGUUGCUUUUCAGAGUAGUCAACAUUUUUAAUGUUGUCUUGUAUACUAAAGAAUUUAUUUCCUGGAAACAAAUUUGCAUUGUACUUGAAAAUUAUAAUGGACGAUUAAACACCAAUGAAAAGUAACCUACAUUUUGACAUAAUCUGACCCAUCUUUGUGUAUUUAAUUAGAAAUCAUUGAAUGAUUGAUGUUCUUAAAUCUAGAAAAUGAUUGACAAGUUUUAUUUUUUGUGUGUACAAAAUGAAUUUGAUGAACACCCAUUAAAGUGCAAUAUCUUCACAUGCACUUGUAAUUCUAACUGUAUUCAUGUUCAUUAGUUAUAUUCACAUAAUCAGUAUUUGAUUCCAUGCCAUAUAACUCACUGCUUCAGUAAUAUCCCCUGUCAAUGACCACUUAAUAAAGUUCGAAUCAUC
Molecule: messenger RNA, 2778 nt
Organism: Mya arenaria
Lineage: Eukaryota; Metazoa; Mollusca; Bivalvia; Myida; Myidae
Product: probable aminopeptidase NPEPL1
Exons: 13
Coding region: 121-1695 (524 amino acids)
Biological process (GO): proteolysis
Cellular component (GO): cytoplasm
Molecular function (GO): metalloaminopeptidase activity; manganese ion binding
Source: RefSeq, a predicted model, not a curated record